This is a messenger RNA of Staurois parvus, 1236 nucleotides long. Lineage: Eukaryota; Metazoa; Chordata; Amphibia; Anura; Ranidae. The record is from the annotation of a GenBank genome assembly.
AUGCAGUCUCGCUGCUCUGCGUCUUGGCUGGGGGUGUUUGGGCGAGGGAAGAGUCUUCUUAUUGACAAGAUACACAGAUUUUCUGGCUCUGCUGCAACUGGAAUAAACAAACACCAGCAGUUUAUAUGCCAGUCUGUACUGAACUCCUGCAGGAGCACCUGCCGCGUGUCUUUCCUUUCCAAGUCCAAUGGUCUAGUUUUUUAUUCUGUGCCCUACAGGAGCCUGAGUGCCAUGGAAGCAGAUCCAGUUCAGCAGCACCGGCAGCGCUUAUAUGAGUGGUUUAGUUGUCUACCAAGUGAGGAACGACACUUUGGGCCUUCUUUUGAUCUGGAUUCUAUCCAUGUGGAUCCAGUUAUUCGUGAAAGCUCCAUAGAAGACAUCAUGCGUCCCUUGUCUGAAUCAUCUUUCCAGACUCAGCUGCAUACCCCGCAGUGUCCUCGCAGUAUGUCUGUAUCUCAGAUGUUCCAAGUCGAUUCAUCUGGAAAAGAUGUACGAAGUGUUAUUCUGUAUGGCACAGUUGGCACUGGGAAAAGCACCCUCAUUCGAAAACUUGUCCUGGAUUGGUGCCAUGAGCGCACGACUGAUUUCCAGCUGAUCAUUCCGCUCUCCUGUGAAGAUCUGUCCCAGGUCACUGCCCCAGUGUCACUGACACGGCUAAUCACCAGGAAAUAUCUUCAUCUUCGAGAUCUGCUACCCACUUUGUCAAAUAAUUCCAAUAUACUCUUUAUUCUCAAUAGCCUAGAGUGGAUGAAUGUAGAUUUCAGGAUGGCAAACACUGAGUUGUGUAGUGAUCCAAAUGAAGCCAUGUCUCCUCCAGCUAUCCUUGUGAACCUUCUGAGGGGAUACAUGCUUCCUCAGGCAAGAGUCCUGGUCACCACUCGUCCUUCUGCCCUUAAGAGAAUCCCAAGGAAGUAUGUGGGACGGUAUGUAGAGAUUUGUGGCUUUUCUGACACGGAGCUACAGAAGAUGUACUUCCAAGUGCGCCUGGGCCAUAAAGAUGCAGAUCCUCGAGAAACAGAAAAUCUGGCAGAGAUGUUAAGUCGCAAUUUAGAACAUCAUAGCCAGUUGUCUGCAGCAUGUUUCUUGCCCUCAUACUGCUGGCUAACCUGUGCAACAUUACAUUUGCUGUACUAUUCCAAACCAGGUGAUCCCCCUAUGACAUUGACUGGAAUUUAUACAAUCUUCCUGAGACUUAAUUUUGCUGGAGAAGUGCUGGAUAUAACACAUCCCUCUAAG